This is a messenger RNA of Aspergillus pseudonomiae, 399 nucleotides long. RefSeq lists its product as uncharacterized. The record is from RefSeq and is a predicted model, not a curated record. NCBI's taxonomy places the organism in Eukaryota, Fungi, Ascomycota, Eurotiomycetes, Eurotiales, Aspergillaceae. The transcript has a single exon. The coding region runs from base 1 to 399 and encodes 132 amino acids.
AUGAGUUCUCCUGGUACCGUUCAUCCACAUCUUUACGCUAAGCAGGCUAGUUAUGAUGACCCUGCGGGAAGGAUUGCAGUGAAGAUCACGGCUAAACUAGGAAACGGAGAGGAUUAUUCACUGUACGCCCAGCAGCCAGACGAUGGGUGGAAAGAGCCAAUGCGGCUGAAUACCGUGUUUGACUGGUUCUCCGGUACAACUCUGGAGCAGACUGCAGCCAAAAACCCACCGAGGAGAUAUAUCUAUAUCAGUCAAAAAGAUUACGAGAAAUAUUUUGCCAGACAACUCUCAACAUUCGUUCGGGGGGGUUCACCGAUGACAGUCUUCCUAAACACAGCUUGUGUUGUGGGAGACCGAGCAGAUAAGAAGGGCAAGACUCAAACGCGGCCAAUCAGCUAG